AUGUCAGUGUCAGACGAAGUUAUCUGGCAAGUGAUCAACCAGCAGUUCUGUGCGUUCAAGAUAAAGACUACCAAAGGACAAAACUUUUGUCGGAAUGAAUAUAAUGUUAGUGGGUUAUGCAGUAGACAAUCAUGUCCCUUGGCCAAUGCAAGAUACGCCACUAUUCGGAACGUUGAUGGGAAGCUUUACUUAUAUAUGAAGACCGCUGAAAGAGCACAUAUGCCAUCUCGAAUGUGGGAAAGAAUCAAGUUAAGUAAGAACUACACUAAAGCAUUGAGUCAAAUUGACUCACGGUUAGAAUAUUGGCAGAAGUUCUUAAUUCACAAGUGUAAACAAAGAUUAACGCGGUUAACCCAAGUGGCUAUCACAGAAAGAAGAUUGGCAUUAACAGAAGAAGAAAGACACUAUGUUGGAGUUAAACAUAAGGUUAAGAGAAGGGAAGAGAAUAGAGAAAGAAAGGCUUUGGCCGCUGCUAAGAUUGAAAAAGCCAUUGAAAAGGAAUUAUUAGAAAGGUUAAAGAGUGGAGCAUAUGGUGAUAAGCCUUUGAAUGUUGAUGAGAGCAUUUGGAAGAAGGUGUUGGGUAAGGUUGAUCAGAAGGACGAAGAUGAAGAGUUUGAAGAUGAGAGUGACGAAGAAGUCGAGUUGGUUAGUGAUGACGAUAGUGAUGUUGGAGAAGUUGAAUAUGUUGAGGAUGAAGAUGCUGAUGAUGAAUUGGUUGACAUGGAGGAUUUAGAGAAAUGGCUUGGAGAUUCUAGUGCGUCUGAAAGCGAAGAAGAUGAUGACGAUGAAGAUGAUGAGGAAGAAGAAGAAGGAUCCAAGAAACGCAGUGGUGGUGAUAGUGUCAAGAAGUCACAGACAAAGAGAAGAAGACCAAGGGUGGAAAUAGAAUACGAGGAUGAGUCCUCCAUACAGACCAAUAUAGCCAUGUAA
Lizanozyma spartinae is the source of this 930-nucleotide messenger RNA. RefSeq names its product ribosome biosynthesis protein (gene MAK16). The record is from RefSeq and is a predicted model, not a curated record. NCBI's taxonomy places the organism in Eukaryota, Fungi, Ascomycota, Pichiomycetes, Serinales, Debaryomycetaceae. Gene Ontology annotation, cellular component: preribosome, large subunit precursor; nucleolus. Bases 1 to 930 code for a protein of 309 amino acids. The transcript has a single exon. Gene Ontology annotation, biological process: maturation of 5.8S rRNA; maturation of LSU-rRNA.